CUGUCAGAGCGUGAGGAAAGUACUGCCGAGAACCGGCAGUUGUCAGAGCAGGGAUUGGCACUGAUGAUCAGUGCCCUGAUGAGUGGUGCCCAGCAGUGCCACCCAUGAGUUCUGCCUACCUGUACCCAGCAGUGCACCCACCUGUGCCCAGCAGUGCCACCCAGUAGUGCCACCCACCAGUGCCCAUCAAUGCAGUGCUGCCAGUCAGUGCCACCACAGUGCUGCCAGUCAGUGCUGUCUAUCAGUACCCAUCAUCAGUGCUGCCUAUCAGUGCCGCCUAUCCAUGCCACCUCAGUGCUGCCUAUCAGUGCCGCCUAUCAG
Molecule: messenger RNA, 321 nt
Organism: Staurois parvus
Lineage: Eukaryota; Metazoa; Chordata; Amphibia; Anura; Ranidae
Source: the annotation of a GenBank genome assembly